AUGCUAAGAAACUCCAGGAAUAUUUAUAUGAAUAUCCCCGUGCACAAACCAUACGACGUGCUCAAAGAAGCACUACUCCGUCGUUUGGCUAUUUCUGAGGAGAAGCGCAUACAGCUUCUACCGUCCAGGAUACAAUUGGGAAGUUCCAAGCCAUCCCAGUUGCCGCUUAAUAGGCAACGUGCUACGCCGGAUCUGGCUCCAGUGGCUCCCGUAUUACGUGCACAGAAUAUACUUAAUGUCUUCGCCCAUGCCCACAGUCUCGACGAACUAGCCGAAGCUGUAGACCGAGCCAUGGAGUAA
Molecule: messenger RNA, 300 nt
Organism: Echinostoma caproni
Lineage: Eukaryota; Metazoa; Platyhelminthes; Trematoda; Plagiorchiida; Echinostomatidae
Source: the annotation of a GenBank genome assembly